Carassius auratus (goldfish) is the source of this 1044-nucleotide messenger RNA. RefSeq lists its product as uncharacterized. The transcript has 7 exons. The record is from RefSeq and is a predicted model, not a curated record. Bases 94 to 1044 code for a protein of 316 amino acids. Lineage: Eukaryota; Metazoa; Chordata; Actinopteri; Cypriniformes; Cyprinidae. Gene Ontology annotation, molecular function: protein binding.
UUUUCAAGUGAGUCAUUCCGAUUAAUCAUCAUCAUCGUUUGAGUUUCUGACUGUGAGACUAGAGAAAUGUGCGGUGUUUUUUUGUGUCUGUAGAUGAUUGUUCCUGUAAGGUCAGAGGAGUAUGAGGUCUCUGUUUGUGCCUUUAACAGCGUGGGAUGCUCAGCGCACCGCAGGAUCACACUCGACGCAUCUCGUAGUCACGAUGUGCCGGCGGUGAAGAGUCUCUGGGUUUAUUCUGACGAUUUUUCGCUGUGGGUCUCCUGGGAACACGAGUUCACCACGGCAAACGUCAGCGAGUUCGCCAUCGAAUGGAGCGCUAUGACCGACCGUGAGCACAGACGCUGGGAGCGAGUCCCCGGAUCCACCUUCACUGUCUGUCUGCCAGGCAUUGAAGCGAAGCAGACGUACAUCAUCAGUGUGUUUCCUGUCUACGGGUCUCUCUGCGGGCCGCCGGCCUCCAUCUCUGCUGAUCUACAACACGGCGCUCUGUUGGAUCUGGUCCGGUUUCGACUGCUGUACGUGUCGAGCUCGUCUGUGGCGGUGCAGUGGACCUGGCAGGAGGCCGAGCCCAGCGUUAGUGUGCUUCAGUACAGACUCGUGUUGAACGGGCCGCUCGAGACUCAGACUCUCACAGUGUUUCCUAACAAAGAGCAGCACCUGUUCCUUCAGCUCCAUCCAAACACCAGAUACUCGAUCCACGUUCAGGAGAGAAACCACAGCCGGGAACUUCUCAAAGGCCAGUCUGGACAUCAGCACACCUCUUCUGGAAGACUGGGGCUCCAAUUAAGGCCUGUUAGCCCCAGGCCACCUGCCCUGCGUGCUGUCCAAGUGGACCCAGGGAGGCUGGAUACUCACCGUGCAAGUGACCCUUCGUUAACACCGCAAGGCCGAGAGCGUGAGACUGGCGGAUGCACAUUUCUGCACACCAAGCUUCUACCAGUCCAACCCUCUUCAAAGUUCAUGCAUUUUAGAACUGAACAGACAUCAUCCUCACCAGGACAACCGUCAGAUGUCAUGAACCUUUGCCCCGAAACAGCCUUGUAA